GCUCCUUAUGCAUGCCUCCUGCUCCUUCAGGGCCAGCUUCCUUCUUUCUUAAACUCCUACAUUAUUCCUCACCCCCUAUCGCCUCUUCUCCCCCUCCAUUUCGUCCUCGACAACUAGCACUGAACUACAGGAUUUAGUGCGUGCGAUCGUUAUUUAUACCGGUUGUCCCUCCCUCCGCCUGUACAUUCCAGGCUGUCGCUCUUUGGGUAUUACUCUGCUAUUAAGUGCAGUGUCCCAUUCGUUGUCUAUUAUUUUCUGUGUUGCCCUCGUGUCACUCUCUCACCGGGGCCAUGCAUUUCUCCUCACUUUCUUUGUCACUGACGGCGUUGGCCCUCGCCAGCUCUGGGGCGGCCUUCCCUCAAGCCCGAUUUGUCCAGCCUGUUCUGCGCACCGAAAGCGACACCCAAUCGCGCGCCGAUGCUGUCAAAGAGGCUUUCUCUCACGCUUGGGAUGGCUACUACCAAUAUGCCUUCCCGCACGAUGAGCUGCACCCGAUUUCCAAUGGCUAUGGUGAUUCGCGCAAUGGGUGGGGAGCGUCCGCUGUGGAUGCUCUGUCUACCGCAGUGAUCAUGCGCAAUGCGACCAUUGUGGACCAAAUCCUCGAUCAUGUGGCGAAAAUCGACUAUUCGAACACGAGCAGCACGGUCAGUCUGUUCGAGACCACCAUCCGUUAUCUAGGCGGCAUGUUGUCCGGCUAUGACCUGUUGAAGGGGCCUGCCGCCGAUCUGGUGCGCGAUUCGUCCAAGGUCGACACGUUGCUCACCCAGUCCAAGGCGCUGGGUGACGUUCUCAAGUUUGCCUUUGACACCCCGUCGGGCGUUCCGUACAACAACAUCAACAUCACUUCUAAAGGGAACGACGGAGCGACCACAAAUGGUCUUGCAGUGACUGGCACGCUCGUGCUAGAAUGGACUCGGCUGUCCGACUUGAUUGGAGAUUCUACCUACGCGGACCUCAGUCAAAAGGCCGAGUCUUACCUGCUCGACCCGCAGCCCAAAUCGAGCGAGCCGUUCCCCGGGUUGGUCGGGAGCAACAUCAACAUCGCAACGGGCGAAUUUGCCGACGGAGCCGUGAGCUGGAACGGCGGGGAUGAUUCGUACUACGAGUAUCUGAUCAAAAUGUACGUGUAUGACCCGAACCGGUUUCAGACCUACAAAGACCGGUGGGUGGCGGCGGCCGAGUCGACCAUGCAGCACCUGGCGUCGCACCCGUCGACUCGCCCGGACCUGACCUUCCUGGCCUCGUACAACAAUGGCAAGUUGGGGUUGAGCUCGCAGCAUCUGACUUGCUUCGAUGGGGGGAGCUUCCUACUCGGCGGCACUGUGCUGGACCGCUCCGACUUUAUCGACUUUGGGUUGGAGCUGGUCAACGGCUGCCACGACACGUACAAUUCGACCCUAACGGGCAUCGGGCCGGAAGCGUUUAGCUGGGAUCCGAAUUCUGUUCCUGCCAGCCAACAGUCUUUGUUUGAGAGUGCUGGCUUCUAUAUUACCAGUGGCGCGUAUAUCCUCCGACCGGAAGUGAUUGAGAGUUUCUACUACGCAUGGCGCGUGACCGGUCAAGAGACAUAUCGUGAGUGGAUCUGGAGUGCCUUCCAGUCGAUCAACAAGUACUGCCGUACGGACUCGGGAUUCGCCGGGUUGACGAAUGUCAACGCUGCCAACGGCGGGAACCGCUACGACAACCAGGAGAGUUUCAUGUUCGCGGAGGUGUUGAAGUACUCGUACCUGACGUUUGCGCCGGAGGAAGCGUGGCAGGUGCAGAAGGGGGGUGGUAACGAGUUUGUGCUGAACACUGAGGCUCACCCGGUGCGGGUGAACCGGACGUAGGUCGGAUCUUCUGUGUAGACGAGAGAGAUAGAAUAGACACGGAAG
Molecule: messenger RNA, 1874 nt
Organism: Aspergillus saccharolyticus JOP 1030-1
Lineage: Eukaryota; Fungi; Ascomycota; Eurotiomycetes; Eurotiales; Aspergillaceae
Product: glycoside hydrolase family 47 protein
Exons: 2
Coding region: 291-1829 (512 amino acids)
Biological process (GO): N-glycan processing; carbohydrate metabolic process
Cellular component (GO): endoplasmic reticulum; Golgi membrane
Molecular function (GO): calcium ion binding; mannosyl-oligosaccharide 1,2-alpha-mannosidase activity
Source: RefSeq, a predicted model, not a curated record